AGAUCCCAGCAAAUUGGCAAUCAAAUUACACAUUAUUGGUGGCAUGAUAGUGAUUUAACAUUAAUACAUUCCCUACUUUAGAAUGAAAGUCUGAAGACAAGCCCUGUCAGUGACCGUUCUUUCAGCACUCCAUCCCUCUGACAAGAGGAAUAGCAAGCGAUUUGAGGACAGCUGAACAUGAUACACGAAGAGAAGUGUCAUGCAGAAUAUGUUAAACACAAUUAGCCCAAAUAGUUAGUAGGGCUUUUGCGUCAUGCUCAUGACAUGCCUUGAAAUAAGAUGUUGUCCAUGCUCCAAUUAUGAACUGCACUAGAGCUCGAGGACUAUGUGAAGGAGUGUUUUUUCGUUUGUGUAUUGUGAACGGGUAAGAGAACUGCGGUGGAAGGACACCUCUUGUGGAUGUUCCCAACAGAUAUCCUUGCACUGGGUAAUCCAGCAGUCUCUUAGCAUCUUACCAAUAGGAGAAAAGGAGCAGUCAUUUCGUGGCAGUUCAGCAGCCUGUUCCUGAUAUUGUCGCAGGCAUCUAAAAGUCAAGACGGGCCAUGAGUGAGGUCCAGGAUAGGGAUUGUGAUCGCCAGAACUCCCAUGUUGACAGGAGAUGGGACAGUCAGUUGUCAUUUCUCCCAGACAAGCUACAACAGAGACUGAUGCCAUUCCAAAAGGAGGGGGUCAAAUUCGCCCUAUCAAAGAAUGGAAGGUGUAUGAUCGCAGAUGAGAUGGGUCUGGGGAAGACGGUGCAGGCUAUCUCUGUGGCCUACGCCUACAGACAGGAGUGGCCUCUGCUCAUCGUGGUGCCCUCCUCUCUAAAGUACCUCUGGAUCGAGGAGAUGGAGAGGUGGAUACCUGAGCUCAACCCUGGAGAUAUUAACCUGGUGGAGACCAAGAGGGACACGCUGGGGAUCAGUAGCAGUAAGGUAACAGUGUUGGGUUACGGGCUGCUCACCACAGAUGCACGCCCCCUGGUGGAGGCUCUGACCAGACAGAGGUUUAAUGUGGUGGUGGUGGAUGAAUCCCACUACCUCAAGUCCAGGAACGCAGCCAGGUCUAAGAUACUGGUACCACUCAUCCAGAACGCCAAGCGGGCCAUCCUACUGACGGGCACCCCGGCCCUGGGACGGCCAGAGGAGCUCUUUAUGCAGAUAGAGGCUCUCUAUCCUAGGAUGUUUGGAACGUGGAGUGACUAUACCAAACAAUACUGUAACGCCCACUACAGGUUCCUUGGAAACAGGAGACAGUGGGACUGUCGUGGUGCCUCUCAUCUAGAGGAACUCCACCAGCGUCUCAGUGAGAUCAUGAUCCGGAGGCUGAAGGUCCAGGUCCUCCCCCAGCUACCCCCCAAAAUACGCCAGCGCAUCCCCUUCGACCUGCCCAAAGACGCUGCCAAGGAGGCGAGCGGCAGCUUGGAGGAGUGGGAGCGCCUGAUGAGGACGAUGGGUUCGGGGGUCUCUGCCACGGACAACCCCUUCACUGAAGUCAUGGGGCUCGUCACACGCAUGUACAAACAGACCGCCAUCGCUAAGGCCGGAGCAGUGAAAGACUACAUAAAGAUGCUGCUGGAGACUGAGAAGUUAAAGUUCCUGGUGUUCGCUCAUCACCUGACCAUGCUACAGGCAUGUAGCGAGGCUGUCAUCGAAGCCAAGGCCAGUUACAUCCGUAUCGAUGGCAGUGUUCCAUCCUCAGAGCGUAUCCACCUGGUUCACCAGUUCCAGAAUGACCCUGAGACGCGUGUGGCCGUCCUCAGCAUACAGGCUGCUGGGCAGGGCCUGACGUUCACAGCGGCCACUCACGUGGUGUUUGCUGAGCUGUACUGGAACCCUGGCCAUGUGAAGCAGGCUGAGGACCGGGCGCACCGCAUCGGACAGACCGCCUCCGUCCACGUGCACUACCUCAUCGCCAAGGGAACCUUUGACACCGUCAUGUGGUGCAUGCUCAACAGGAAGGAAACGGUAACAGGCAGUACUCUGAACGGUAAGAAGGAGUACUUAAAGGCAGAGUUGGGGGAUAAGGACAAAUGGGACUUCCUGAAUUUCGCCGAGGCGUGGACACCAAGCGAGACGACCCUGGCAGCGGUUGAGAAUGACAAAGAUCCUGUGUUCUUUAACCAUUUUGAGAAGGACAAACAGCACGACAUUCGUUCGUUCUUCUCUCCGGACGCUGGUAAAGAGAAGAAGAGGAAGAGAACAGAGGGUGAGGUUUGCCUAUCCCCUGUUACCCCCUCAGAGAAGGAGGGUUCUAUAGAUGUGGAGAACCCAGAGAACGACAAGGAGAAAAUCUUCAACUCCCAAGAUCCCCCUGACCUCCAGGACCUAGACUUCUCUCCCCAGGUGAAGAGGCUGCGGCUGCCCACCCCCAGCGCUACCCACAGCCCCAGGUCUCGUCUUGGGGGGAAGAGGAGGUCCCUCCAUGGGGGGAGAGACACCAGCAGCCGCCCCCUGGCCUCUUUGUUUACCCCCCGUCGGCUCUCUGAUAAAGGGACCCCGAAACCAAGGCUGAGUCCCAGACCAGGACCACCAGAUCAGGGGAAGGGAGAUGAGUGGAGUUGUGGGGCCUGUACUUACUCGAACAGCAUCCUGCUCCUUUACUGUGAGCUGUGUGAGUCCCCACUCCACAGGCCCAGCACUGCUCCAGACACACAAUCUACAGGUUCACCUGCUGUGUCCGCAGGCUCCAGGCCUGACCAGUCCACCCCUAGAGAACACCCCUGGAUGCUCCUCUCUGGGUCGGACAGCGAGCAGGAGGACCCCCCCUGUCCUGGUCCUGCCUCGCCCGGGACAACUGAACCACAGACAGACAGUCGACAGAGAGGGCAGGAGGAGGAGAGACAGACAGACGGUCAACCGAGAGUGCAGGAGGAGGAGAGACAGACAGACGGUCAACAGAGAGAGCAGGAGGAGGAGGAGAGACAGACAGACGGUCAACAGAGAGGGCAGGAGGAGAGACAGACAGACGGUCAACAGAGAGAGGAGGAGAAGCUCAAAGGCAAACAAUCACCAGGAGAGAACCAGUCAGCCCCUCAUGAGCACACUGAUGCCCAGACAGACAGUGUAUCUAGUCCUGCUGAUGACACUACGGCCAGUCUCCCCAUGUACCACAACAUGAAGUUCUGCGCCAGCAAGAACACUGAGCGUAUCUACCUUUACUCCCAGGAGGACAGUCCACUGCACUGGAAUUUCAUUCCUCUGGACAUUAAACUGGACAGCUGGGAGGACCUGCCUGAAGCCUUCAGACGCAGAGAGAACAGGACUCAGGUACUGAGGUUUGUCCAGCAGUGGAGCACUCUGACAGCCAUGAAGCAGAGACUGAUCCGCCGCAGUGGUCUCCUGUUCUGCAGCCCAGUCCUGGCCCUGGACCAACUGACCAGCACCCAGCGCAAACACAGCAGCACCAAGAGGUAUCUAACCAAAGAAGAUGUGUCCCAGGCCUCUCUCAGUAAGGCCCAGUGUGAUGGAGGAACUGUUCGCAUGGUCAACAAGGAGAUCUUCUUCACCAAGAGGAGAACUACCUCUAUGUCACGACACAACACCUCUGCCUCCGUCCCAGAGAAACCAUCUGAGGUGCACCCAGAGCCUCCUGUUGGUGCACCUGAGGGCCCGUCAGAGGCUGAAACUGGGUACCUGCAGGUGCUGGACAGUGAGGGUCGAGCCUUGUGUCUGUCCUGCCACGAGGCCUGUGGGUCCACCGGAGGAGCCUGGGACAACUGCUUCUGUAGCCAGACGUGUCAGGAGGAGUUGCAGCUACGCUCCAGCCAGGCCUACAUGCGCGCCCGGGUACUGCAGACGGAGCAGGGGGUGUGUCAGAGCUGCGGCCUGCAAGCCCACCAGCUGUACCUGAAGGUCCGCGACGCCCCGCCCACACACAGGAAGGAGAUGCUAGAGAACACCUGGCUGACCCAGCUGUCACUCAAACAGCUGAAUGAGAUGAUCCGUGCCCCCGUGGAGGGUCAGUUCUGGCAGGUGGACCACAUCCGACCCGUCUACAGUGGUGGAGGACAGUGUUCCCUGGACAACCUACAGACACUCUGCACCGUCUGUCACAGAACCAGGACAGCUCAGCAAGCCAAAGACAGAAGCCAGAUGAAGAAAGGACUGGCAGCCUCCAAGGUGGCUUCAGACAUCACUCGCUUCUUCAUAAAGAAAUGAAGAUUAAAACAAAAUGUUUUAGGAAGGAGGGAAGGUUGGAGGAGUACUGAGUGACAUAGGAAGGAUGCUUCUUGAGUGUGUUGUCAUCUCUGUGAAGAAGGCUACAUGUCACAGUUGGUUCUCAAUGCUGCCACUACUGUCCAUGUUAUGGAUUCACCAGCAAUCCAAUGUAGAGGGACAUGGCCUCCUUUCUUUAAUUCCAUCAUGUUCAAGUUGGGUCAUUGAGUUGGUGUGAAGACUGUUCUUUCAGGUUGGUUUUGUUGAGUUACCUGAAUAGAUUGGACUAAACAAUGCUGCCUGUAUCAAAUGCAAAUGUUCCACAUGCACAGCUACGCUCCUUCCCAUGUUGUCCCCGAACCGUCAGCAGGGAGCCUGGGUUGAUUUAUAACGGGCUUAUCUAGCUCAGAUACAGGCUGAACUGAACCAAGAUGGGCAGGCUGCUGCCUGUUUCAUUUGCCAGCCUGCCUGCCAGCCUGCCGAGCGCUCGCUGCUAUUUUAGGUUGUGCAAACUUGGUAGAAAAACCCUGAUAUGUGUGAUGCUCUAGUUUACAUCUUGACAGGAUAUCACAAGCAAGUGUUUUCCUUCAUGUCCUCUACAUGUAGCCUAGUUAAUAGUGUCCUCUACAUGUAGCCUAGUUAAUAGUGUCUUUAUGUCCUCUACAUGUAGUCUAGUUAAUAGUGUCUUCAUGUCCUCUACAUGUAGUCUAGUUAAUAGUGUCUUUAUGUCCUCUACAUGUAGUCUAGUUAAUAGUGUCUUUAUGUCCUCUACAUGUAGUCUAGUUAAUAGUGUCUUCAUGUCCUCUACAUGUAGUCUAGUUAAUAGUGUCUUCAUGUCCUCUACAUGUAGUCUAGUUAAUAGUGUCUUUAUGUCCUCUACAUGUAGUCUAGUUAAUAGUGUCUUCAUGUCCUCUACAUGUAGUCUAGUUAAUAGUGUCUUUAUGUCCUCUACAUGUAGUCUAGUUAAUAGUGUCUUCAUGUCCUCUACAUGUAGUCUAGUUAAUAGUGUCUUUAUGUCCUCUACAUGUAGUCUAGUUAAUAGUGUCUUCAUGUCCUCUACAUGUAGUCUAGUUAAUAGUGUCUUUAUGUCCUCUACAUGUAGUCUAGUUAAUAGUGUCCUCUACAUGUAGUCUAGUUGAUAGUGUCUUUAUGUCCUCUACAUGUAGUCUAGUUGAUAGUGUCUUUAUGUCCUCUACAUGUAGUCUAGUUAAUAGUGUCUUCAUGUCCUCUACAUGUAGUCUAGUUAAUAGUGUCUUUAUGUCCUCUACAUGUAGUCUAGUUGAUAGUGUCUUUAUGUCCUCUACAUGUAGUCUAGUUAAUAGUGUCUUCAUGUCCUCUACAUGUAGUCUAGUUAAUAGUGUCUUCAUGUCCUCUACAUGUAGUCUAGUUAAUAGUGUCUUCAUGUCCUCUACAUGUAGUCUAGUUAAUAGUGUCUUCAUGUCCUCUACAUGUAGUCUAGUUAAUAGUGUCUUCAUGUCCUCUACAUGUAGUCUAGUUGAUAGUGUCUUUAUGUCCUCUACAUGUAGUCUAGUUAAUAGUGUCUUCAUGUCCUCUACAUGUAGUCUAGUUAAUAGUGUCUUCAUGUCCUCUACAUGUAGUCUAGUUGAUAGUGUCUUUAUGUCCUCUACAUGUAGUCUAGUUAAUAGUGUCUUCAUGUCCUCUACAUGUAGUCUAGUUAAUAGUGUCUUCAUGUCCUCUACAUGUAGUCUAGUUGAUAGUGUCUUUAUGUCCUCUACAUGUAGUCUAGUUGAUAGUGUCUUCAUGUCCUCUACAUGUAGUCUAGUUGAUAGUGUCUUCAUGUCCUCUACAUGUAGUCUAGUUGAUAGUGUCUUUAUGUCCUCUACAUGUAGUCUAGUUAAUAGUGUCUUCAUGUCCUCUACAUGUAGUCUAGUUAAUAGUGUCUUCAUGUCCUCUACAUGUAGUCUAGUUAAGUGUCUUUAUGUCCUCUACAUGUAGUAUAGUUAAUAGUGUCUUUAUGUCCUCUACAUGUAGUCUAGUUAAUAGUGUCUUUAUGUCCUCUACAUGUAGUCUAGUUGAAAGGUUUUCUGUGAUGUCUACUGUUUUAGCAGGAGUCUUGGAUUUGUUAGACUGAGCAUGAAUGGAUGAACAAACUUGACUGAAAUGAAAAUAAAAACUCUAUUUUCUCUC
Molecule: messenger RNA, 6284 nt
Organism: Salvelinus fontinalis (brook trout)
Lineage: Eukaryota; Metazoa; Chordata; Actinopteri; Salmoniformes; Salmonidae
Product: DNA annealing helicase and endonuclease ZRANB3-like
Exons: 23
Coding region: 543-4139 (1198 amino acids)
Biological process (GO): DNA repair; replication fork processing
Cellular component (GO): nuclear replication fork
Molecular function (GO): zinc ion binding; ATP binding; endonuclease activity
Source: RefSeq, a predicted model, not a curated record